Messenger RNA from Diuraphis noxia (Russian wheat aphid), 548 nucleotides. Its product is annotated as coiled-coil domain-containing protein 86. Lineage: Eukaryota; Metazoa; Arthropoda; Insecta; Hemiptera; Aphididae. The record is from RefSeq and is a predicted model, not a curated record. Gene Ontology annotation, cellular component: nucleolus.
UCUUACUAUGUAAUAAUAUUUACUGUAUAGUGUAUACCAUGUUUUACUGUUAUUAAUUAUUAUUAUUUAUUUCCUCUGCAUAUAAGUUUAUCUAUAACGCAAUACUGUAAUAUUAUAAUCUUUUAAUAAUGUCAGAAAAAGAAGUAUCAGUACGUGGUAUGCCAAAGUGUGGAAGAUUUUGGAAAACACCUAAAACCAAAUUUUCGUCAAUCAAUAAAACGAAGGGUUUAAAAUUGUCUUUUGAACGUAAACAAAAACUGAGGGAAGACAUCAAAAAAACUAGAGAGCUGUCUAGAGCCUUGAUUAAUGAAAGAAAUGCAGAAAACGAGGCUAGGAAAGAACGACGACGCGAAAAUAUCAAACGACGGGCAGAAAAUCAAAGAAAAUCUGAAGUUGUUCAAGUGAUUAAGAACCCUGCCAAAAUCAAGAGGAUGAGGAAAAAAGCAAUGAGACAAAUUGAGAAAAGAGAUACGUUAAAUAUAAAAUAAUAUUCUUAUUUUUGAAACAUAACUAAUUUAUUAUUUUAAAUAUAAAAUGUGCUUUAAAUA